GAAUACGGAUCCGUCACGGAAAUCGUAGGAAAUUGUGCAAUGUGUAUAUUGCAGUCGUUUUUGUGAAAGGGACGAAGCGGAUGGACUCGGUGGUGGAGAAUAUCCGCGAAUAAAUCAGAAUGUAAAAAACAUAUACGGCAUCGCUGCGCCAUUCCGCGGUCUCCUCGCGCCCCGGCGUAAUGAUUUGAACCAGCUUUCAGGCGCCGAGCGGACUUUGCCAUUUAAAGCUAACCUCUAUCAGCAGUCCGAUCGCAGUCGGAACUCCGGGACGAGAGACACGGGACGUCGGAUGGCCGCGAUGGACGAGGACGCGAAUCGACUGAGUAAAUACAUGAAGCAUUCGCUGAAAACGGCGCCGAAAACAAACGUGCUGGAAUGUCGUGUUUGCGAGGAGGUUUUCACGGUGGACGGCGUGAAGGUGCCGCGUUUGUUGCACUGCGGGCACACGGUGUGCCACUCGUGCUUGUUGCGGUUGAGGACUUGCAUGUCGGAGCAGCAGUUCCUGCUGUGUCCCUUUGAUCGGCAGCCCACCGCCAUUCACGAGAACAGCGUCUACAGCCUGAAGAAGAACUUUGCGCUUAUCGAGCUGCUCGAGCGACUCGAGCAGUCCAGCAGUCAGAAAACGUUGGUACUGGAGCGCGAGAGGCUUCAGUCGAAUCUGUCCUGCGACGAGGAUGAGGCGCACACCGCAGUCCUCUACUGUACCGUCUGCGCCACGCAUCUGUGCGAGGCUUGCGACACCACCACCCACUCGUCCAAGACGCUGGGCAAACACAGACGCGUGCCGCUGUCGGAGAAGCCGCGCGAGAAGCCUCGUUGUCCGAUACACACGGCGCACGUGGCCGAGUUCACGUGUACGCAAGAAGGCUGCCACAACUCCUUGAUGUGCUAUUUAUGCAAAGAGUACGGCAAACACAGUACCCACAAGCCGGCUUUGGUCGAGGAAGAAGCAGAGAACAUCAGAAAGUCCAUUAUUGCGGCAUUGCAGAAGAUGACUCAGUUUAUGGAGAGCAUGAGAGAUACCGCACACAAGAUAGAAAUAGUAAUCGAAGAAUUGGAAGGUUGGGCGAUCGAAGAUGCGAGGAGGAGAGUACGAUAUCAUUUUGAGGAAUUACGCGCUGUUCUGGCCGAACAGGAGAAAACAGCGAUGGCGUACAUCGAGACGGAGACUCGCGGUAGACUUUGCGCGCUGAGGCAGCAGCAGAAGGAUCUCACGACCACGAGGUCGCAAGUGGCCGGUGUGUGCAUCCAAUGCGAAAGCAUACUUGAUUCCGAGGACUGGAAGUUGUUGAGCAGCUCGGAAAAGGUCAAGGAAGUGCUGGCGACAUUGGAGCAACAGCAGCAACAUUAUGCGCAAUUAGGACCGGAUUUUCUCAGUCCCGAGUCCUCUAUUCCUAUUAUAUUUAGCAGGGAUAACAGGAUACACAUUGGGACGAAGAUCGAUAUGCGCGUAGUGAUCCUGGGAUUAGAUGGAGCAGGAAAAACGAGCAUUUUAUCUGCCAUGCGAGGCGUUACGCUGCCAAGUCCACCGAUUCCCACUAUCGGUUUCAACGUUGAAAGCUUGGAGUACAUGAAUCUUGUAUUUACUCUCUGGGACGUCAGCGGUCAUCAAAAGUUCAGGCCACUGUGGAAGCAUUAUUACCAUAACACGCAAGCAAUUAUUUUCGUGGUUGACGCUAGCGAUAGGUCUCGCUUCGAAGAGGCACGAAAAGAAUUAUCGAAGAUACUUUAUGAACGAGAAUUGAAGGAUGCUCUACUUUUAAUCUAUGCUAAUAAACAGGACGUUCCUGGCUGUGCGAGCGUGGAGGAGCUGAUCGAUGUAUUCGGUUUGCAUAAACUUUGUUGUGCGAGAAUAUGGCACAUUCAGGGCUCGUCAUUAGUUAGCAAUGCCAGUGGUACAUUGCAGGGUCUCGACUGGCUUUCGACACAAUGCGUAUAGAAUUUUCUUUCUUUUAUAAAAUUAAUUAUGGAAAAAGCCGAGGAGACACGUUUCACGCUAAUUAGUGGCGACUUAAACGCAAGGACGAAGCAGACUGAAGUUAGAUAGGUAGAUAAAAAUCACGCAAAAUAAGUUAUUUUUACGUAUAGUCAACGUCGAAAAUGAUUUGUUUUCUAACUAUUUCACAAAACAAAUUCUAUCGGAUGUCGCAUGUAGGAGAAUUACAUCAAAACGUAGUAUCUCAAACAUUUCGACGUCGACCAUACUUUGAUAAAAUUAUUAUUUUUGUUAUUUAUAAUGUAAAUCUUUUUUUUUUUUUUUAUUCGCUCUGUGAGCGAAUGUGUCACAAAUUUAUCUUAUAUCGUCGCAGAUCUGUUAGCUCGUCAAUUCACGAGAUAAACUUGUUCUAUUAAACCGAAUAGGUACAUUUAUUACGCCAACAAAUAAUUAACAAUUAAGACUUUUCAAUCAAUUGGCUAUCAUCGCCAUGACAAAUCGAUCAUUAGUUUUGGGCAGAUUAAUCAUCAAGAAUUUCGACUCUGGCUGAGGUAAUAU
Molecule: messenger RNA, 2494 nt
Organism: Temnothorax curvispinosus
Lineage: Eukaryota; Metazoa; Arthropoda; Insecta; Hymenoptera; Formicidae
Product: E3 ubiquitin-protein ligase TRIM23-like
Exons: 6
Coding region: 290-1939 (549 amino acids)
Biological process (GO): intracellular protein transport; vesicle-mediated transport
Cellular component (GO): cytoplasm; plasma membrane; lysosomal membrane
Molecular function (GO): zinc ion binding; GTP binding; GTPase activity
Source: RefSeq, a predicted model, not a curated record